UGCGUAGUUUUCAAGAUGGCGCACCGGUUUCGAGCAAAAACUGGAUUUUUGUCUCCGUUUGUUACCGAAAAAUACUUUAACAAAAUAGCAAGGCGUGUUUUAAAUAUACCUUGGUCUACAAAGGAUACCUCAAAGGGGUCUGCUGAAGCCAGUUACGAAGAAAGGAAGAAAAAGCAAAUCACUACACAAGUUACUCCAGAACUCUGGUUCAAGCAGGAUGCUUCUCAAGUCCAGGUAGAUUCCAUUUACAAAACUUUACCAAAUGCCAAAAAAGCAUUGCUAAGAGAGACUCCUGAACCAAGGUUCUUGUGGAAGGAAUGUGAUCAAACACAACAGGAAUUUCCUUCCACUCCAGAAGAAGUAGGAGUAGAUGUUAUGACAUAUUUAGAACAGAGGGAUUGUUAUGAAAGAAUCAAAAGACUACAAGUCCCAGAAUUCUGUGUGGGCAGUAUAGUAGCAGUUACUCGUGCUGAUCCAUAUGUACCUCGUGGUAAAGUGAGAUUCGUAGGACUUUGCAUGGCCAAGAACCACUGGCAGAACACACUGGGUGCAACAUUUACUCUGCGUAAUGUAAUUGAUGGAGAGCCAAUGGAAGUAAACUUCCAACUUUACUCACCAAAUAUCCAAAAAAUAGAAGUACUUAAACAUGAGAAACGAGACAAAGCAGCACUCUGGUACCUAAGAGACUAUCCUCCUAAUAAUAGCUCCAUAAAUGAGACUAUGGAAGCCCUACCUUAUACUACAGAACCAUCAACGUUUGUUCAGUCUAAAGAGGAAAGUGCAAAGAUUGAAAAAUGGUUUGAUCAAGUGAGAAAGAAGAAAAAGCGAAGAUGAUGUUAAUAUCAUUAAAUACUACCAAUCCCACCCAACCAUAYACAUAAAAAUUGGCGACCAAUUUGAAUAACUAUUAUUCUGCAUUGUUGUGUUUGUACGCAAACACAAGGCUAGUCAGUCACUAGUCAGUGCAGAAUAAUAUUUAUUCCAAUUAGUUGCCAUAUUUCGAUUAAAUUAUGGUCAUACUAGAAAAGUCAUGUCCCACUCUAAAACAUUUUGAGAUGAAUGCUCUUCAUGGGUGAGAGAUUAUCAUUGGUAGCAUGCUUUUUCUUACAUUGAUGUGGUUCAGAAGAUUUUAAUACUCAUUGUCUUGUCAAUUUGGCUUGUUAUGGUUCUGCCUAGCAGAGGCGAAGCCACUAUGUCAUUGUUAAGUGAGUAAGUCUCUAACGCCACAGGAAGCCCAAAAUUUCUCAAUCCAUAAACUUUGGAAAUAAAGCUGUACUCCUAUCAAAUAA
Messenger RNA from Actinia tenebrosa (Australian red waratah sea anemone), 1289 nucleotides. RefSeq lists its product as uncharacterized. NCBI's taxonomy places the organism in Eukaryota, Metazoa, Cnidaria, Anthozoa, Actiniaria, Actiniidae. Gene Ontology annotation, molecular function: structural constituent of ribosome. The record is from RefSeq and is a predicted model, not a curated record. Gene Ontology annotation, biological process: translation. Gene Ontology annotation, cellular component: mitochondrial large ribosomal subunit; ribosome.